Molecule: messenger RNA, 687 nt
Organism: Fraxinus pennsylvanica
Lineage: Eukaryota; Viridiplantae; Streptophyta; Magnoliopsida; Lamiales; Oleaceae
Source: the annotation of a GenBank genome assembly
AUGUAUAAAAGUAACUAUAGUGAAGGUGUGGAUGAUGAUGUCGAUAGUAAUAGUGAUAGUGGUUGUAAUAGAAUGUCGUGGAAAUGGACACAGUCGGGAAGUGUUGCUGAAUGUGGGUUUCAAAAGUUAAAGAAACCAGAUGUCUCGAUGUUGUUAAAUGGGUCGUGGGUAGUUGUUGCAGGGGACUCUCAGGCGAGCGAUUAUUCCGUAACUGUUGAUGAGAUUGGGAUGAAGUUGGAUUUCAUGUGGGCAUUGUAUGUGAGAAAUUUGACCAACUUGAUGUUGGAAUUCAAGGGAAAUAAGGAUUAUCCGGACGUCAUUUUGAUGGGAGCUGGGUUAUGGGAUAUGUUGCUCGUGAAUAAUGCAACAGAAUAUGGUAUAUCAUUGUCGGCAUUGAAGGAUUUAGUUUUGGCGCUUUUGCCGGUUUUUCGGAAUACGGAUUCCAUUGAUAGGAAGGCAAAUCUAAGGGUUUUUGGACUCAAUGGCAAUGUUGCCCAUCGUUUCAGUGUCGCAAGGAAGGAGCAAGACCAGGCUGUAGAUAAAUCCGUGGGAUCUCUAACUCAUUCCAUUGAAGUCGAAGAUACGAAGCGGGUGCACAGAUCACCAAGUCACUACGAAGGAAGAGAAGCAGAAGAAGCUGAGCUCGGCACAUGGUUGCUAAAAACUCCAAAUUCUCCUUGUCAGUGA